AAUCCAGCGUGUCUGCACGUAGCCUAUUUCAUUCUUCCGUGGAACAACUUCAUAAUAGUCGUAGUUUCAUAGGGACAUCCUAUGCGUGCUGCACUAUCCAAGGCGGAAGCAGGAAGGGACUUCAACAUGGCGGAGACCCACAGUCUGCAGGACAUGCGGCAGCAGGCAGCCAUCGCCUCCAAAGUGUUCAUCCAGAGAGACUACUCCACCGGCACCGUCUGCCAGUUCCAGACCAAGUUCCCGUCGGAGCUGGAGAGCCGGAUUGACAGGCAGCAGUUUGAGGAGACGAUCCGGUCCCUGAACAUGCUGUACGCGGAGGCGGAGAAGCUCGGGGGGAAGUCGUAUCUGGAGGGCUGCUUGGCCUGCCUCACGGCCUACACCGUCUUCCUCUGCAUGGAGACGCACUACGAGAAGGUUCUGAAGAGGAUUGGCCAGUUCAUCCAGGAACAGAACGACAAGGUGUACGCCCCUCGAGGCCUGCUCCUGACGGACCCCAUCGAAAGAGGCCUGCGGGUCGUGGAAAUUGCCGUUUUCGAGGACCGAAGCUCUUGAGCUGGAAGGCAGAGGCCCAAGCCCAAGUUUCUCUUGUUCUGUCGGUGAUGUCAUCAACAGGGGACCUGACUUCCUGUAGCCUUGCAGUCUGGCCCAAGGUACUUUCCUUCCCUCAGUGAAGCCUGGAAGGUGGCAGCUUGUAGAACUAGAAAACUAAUCCCGAUGGGUUUAGCUCGCUAGCUAGCUCAGUAACAUUAUACAGAUAGCUUUGAUAAUACAUUAAAGAAAAGCUGCCUGUGAAGUAGUAUGUACACAUCAUCUGUGGUUGGCUGAGCUGAACCUGCUGCCUUUCAGGCAUCACUGAGGCUAGGAAAAUAUUAUGGGCCUCUCUGCCCUUGCCAUCCUGCAGUGUGAAUAAUGUGUGUGUUCCUUUUCUCCAUCUCCUCUUCUUCAUGGGUUUUAUGCCGCAGGUAGAGGGUGGGAGGAUAUGACCUUUCAGUGGGCUGACCAAAGGCCCCUAUUUAUCAUUUCCCUGCUUGUUGAACAUUAAAGUACAUAUACAAUUUAUUACUUUGUCACUUAAAUCAAGAUCUUAUUUCUGUCUGUAAAUUUACACUGUACCAUGUUAUUUUAAAAUAAUUGUUAUUCUAUUUAAUCGCGCCUUUUUUUAUGUAAAUGUCUUUUUGUAUAUAAAUGCUUCUCUGGAAGUGAACGGUCAGACCGUCCUGCGGUUUGCGUGUGCUGUUGUCUGUUGGGUGGGAUUCUGUAUCCUGUGGACACGGAUAGUCAUGGAAGGAGAACGACGAGCAUUUCCUGCAUUCUGUCAAUCACGGCCGCUUGUGAUGUCAUUCCCAUCACAAACUCAGGUGACCCGGGCGAAAGGUUUUCACAUAUCACAGCCGCAGGGGAGAGCCUGGGCUGGAAGCAUGUUUUUAUACCAAUUCCUCCUCGAUUAUUGAGUAUGUCAAACAUUUUAUGACGCCAGUUGUGUUUUCAGUGUGCCAUACAAUGGCAAAAACCGGAAAGUAAAGGUUGGAAAUGACUUGUCUGAAGUUAUAACUCUAAGCUGUGCGUAUGUGUGAUUUGUAAAUAUGAAUGAUUUGCAUCCAGGGGUUCUUGAAUAACAGUAAUAUUAUGUAACAUUAAUAAAUUGACUUCCAAAGAAACCAGAAUGCACCCUUGGGAUUUAGUGUCUUGGCUUUCUGUUCAUUUUCAAUGUGAUGUAAUGGAUAUGAUGUUAUUUUCAGUUUUUCAGAUGUACAAUCUUUGUUGAAAUUGUUUACUGUACCAAAAUUAAACUGGUCUUUUCUUGGAGAA
Messenger RNA from Conger conger (European conger), 1809 nucleotides. Its product is annotated as golgin subfamily A member 7-like. The record is from RefSeq and is a predicted model, not a curated record. The transcript has 6 exons. Bases 82 to 552 code for a protein of 156 amino acids. Gene Ontology annotation, biological process: Golgi to plasma membrane protein transport; protein targeting to membrane; peptidyl-L-cysteine S-palmitoylation. NCBI's taxonomy places the organism in Eukaryota, Metazoa, Chordata, Actinopteri, Anguilliformes, Congridae. Gene Ontology annotation, cellular component: Golgi stack; palmitoyltransferase complex.